This is a messenger RNA of Caenorhabditis remanei, 222 nucleotides long. RefSeq lists its product as uncharacterized. The record is from RefSeq and is a predicted model, not a curated record. The transcript is spliced from 2 exons. Bases 1 to 222 code for a protein of 73 amino acids. NCBI's taxonomy places the organism in Eukaryota, Metazoa, Nematoda, Chromadorea, Rhabditida, Rhabditidae.
AUGCAGACGGAGCAGUGGAAGAAUAUUCAAGAGUUUCAUGUUAAAGGACUGAUCGUCAAUGGAUCACUUUGUGACUUUGCACAUAUUUCUCGCUUGGAAUUAAAAGUUAUAACAGUUACAACAGGGGAUUUGAUUUUUCUCAAAGAGGCGUUCAUGACAAUGGCAACAACUAAAAACCAUGUAUCAUUAUGCGAAGUUCGAAGACAAAGAACAACUGGAUAA